This is a messenger RNA of Cercopithifilaria johnstoni, 324 nucleotides long. The record is from the annotation of a GenBank genome assembly. NCBI's taxonomy places the organism in Eukaryota, Metazoa, Nematoda, Chromadorea, Rhabditida, Onchocercidae.
AUGUUUUUGGCAGAAAUUCUAACACCAACUACUGAAGUUGAACAAUCAGAGAUUUCAAACAUUGUCUCUGAAGCCGAAGGUGAAGAGGAGAGCAACCUUUAUACAACUGCGGUCACCACAGUCGUAUCGGAAAUCAGACAAGUGAUUAGUAGAAAUUCUCAUAUGAAAAAAGUCACAAAGGAAUUUGGCGAAUUUGAAGAUCCUGAAGUUCACAACACUGACAACGUGGAAGAUGUUAUAGAACAUGACGACAUGGAAGAUGUCGUAGAACAUAACAACAUGAAAAGUGUCGUGGGACGUGAUAACGUAAAAAAUAUAACUGCG